AUGGGGAGAAGCUAUAGUUACAGUCCUUCACCACCACGGAGUUACGGAAGAAGGUACAGAAGUCCAAGUCCAGUAGGCUACUACAGAGGUCGGAGUAGAGAUUCACCAACCAGUCUACUAGUUCGUAAUCUCCGGCGCGACUGUAGGCAAGAAGAUCUCCGUAGACCAUUUGGGCGGUUUGGUCGACUCAAGGACGUCUAUAUACCUCGUAAUUAUUACACUGGGGAGCCUCGUGGGUUUGGCUUUGUGCAGUACUAUGAUCCUGAUGAUGCGGCAGAUGCAAAAUAUCAUUUGGAUGGCUAUGUUCUUCUUGGUCGUGAAAUUACUGUAGUAUUUGCAGAGGAGAACAGGAAGAAGCCCUCCGAAAUGAGAGAACGAGAACGAUCAAGGUUAAGCUUGAACUUAACAUGGGCAGAACAUCUACAAGAUCUCCAUAUGGUGGUUACUCUCGGUCUCCUGGCUAUUCGCGUUCACCAAACCACAGAAGAAGCUAUUUGCGUUCGCAGAACUACAGAAGAAGCUAUUCGCGUUCACCAUAUGAUGAAAGACGCCAUUCAAGUUCAAGGUCAUACACAUCAAGGUCAAGCUCAAGGUCCCGGUAUGAAUCGAGAAGCAGAAUCCCGAGUCCCGGAUACUGAAGGCUGCUAA
Arabis nemorensis is the source of this 648-nucleotide messenger RNA. The record is from the annotation of a GenBank genome assembly. NCBI's taxonomy places the organism in Eukaryota, Viridiplantae, Streptophyta, Magnoliopsida, Brassicales, Brassicaceae.